Molecule: messenger RNA, 2627 nt
Organism: Rhea pennata
Lineage: Eukaryota; Metazoa; Chordata; Aves; Rheiformes; Rheidae
Gene: IL34
Product: interleukin 34
Exons: 6
Coding region: 344-886 (180 amino acids)
Biological process (GO): positive regulation of cell population proliferation; positive regulation of macrophage differentiation; positive regulation of monocyte differentiation
Molecular function (GO): macrophage colony-stimulating factor receptor binding
Source: RefSeq, a predicted model, not a curated record
CUCGGAGCGGGCCGAGCUCGGCGGCGCAUCCCGAGCCCCCGGCCCCGCCGCGGCGCCUCCGGCCCUCCCCGCUCCCGGCGCCCUGCGAUGGACCGAGGAGCUGCCGCCCGCCCGCCGCCCGCCGCCGAGCACGCCGAGGCCAGCGCGGCCGCCGAGGGCAAUUAGCCCCUCGGCCCAUGGCCGGGGGCGGCUGCCGGCGGCUCCAGCGCACCGGCCCCCCGCCGCCCGCGGAGCGCCGCCGAGGAGGCUCCUGGCACCCGCGAGGCCCGCCGGCCCCGAGCGCUCCGGCCAUGUAGGCGCAGCCCGCCGCUCCGCCGCCCGCCGCCGCCGCCCGCCCGCCGCCAUGCGACGGGGCUUCGCGGCCGUCCUGUGUGUGCUGGCUGUGAUGGGGCUGGAGGCCGCGGCGCUGGGCGACUGCGAGAUCACCCGACUGCUGCAGGACAAGCUGCGCUACGACAUGCGCCUGCAGUACAUGAAGCACUAUUUCCCCAUCGACUACACCGUGCAGGUCCAGUACGAAGAGGUGCUGAGGCCGUCCAACAUCACCCGCCUGCGCAACGGGACGGCGUCGGAGGCAGCGCUGCGGUACCUCUGGUUCCACGUCAGCACCCAGGCGCUGCUGAGGAUCCGCGAGGUGCUGCCGGAGAAGCACCCGUCCUGGAAGUACACGCAGGAGCUGUGCCAGCUCUUCGACGCCCUGGGCAGGGAGUACAGCCAGUACCGGCAGACGGACGUGGACGUGGUGGUGGCCGACCUGGUGAAACAGGUGCACAGCGCCAGCGCGGAGAGCCGGAGGAAGGCCGUGCGCCCCAAGGCCCUGCUGGACAACUGCCUCAAGGUCAUGCGGAUGCUGUACAGCAGGACCUGUCGCUGGGACUCCACCUAACCGGGUGCUCGCCGUCGCCCGCCGCGCAGCUCGGCGCCUGCCCCCCGCCUCCCCGCGCUGCCCCCGGGACCCCGCUCCGGCGAAGACGGAGUCCGGCCACAGCGGAGGAUUGGGGGGCCGGGAGGGGGUGGGGUCCGGCUCCCACACGCUGGGGCUCGGCGCCGGUCCCUUCUCCUGGGCCGAUGCGCCCAGCAGCACCCCUGGCGCCUCGCGGCCCUUCUGCGUGGGGGCGGGCCCGGACGCAGCCACCCCGUGGGAAGGUGGCCCCAGACCAUGUUGCAAGAUGCUGCUUUGUCUUGUCUGCAGCAUAUGUGAUAUAUAUAUAUAUAUAUAUAUAUUUUAUCUCUGGUUUCCUGACAUUUUGUAUUUUUCCUCAGCUUUCAUUAAAAAAAAAAUAUAAAAUAAUAAUUUUCUUAGCGCUUGUUGCAAAUAAGCUUCCGACUGGGUCACUUAAAGGCUCAAACCUUAAUCGAAAUAAAAGCCAAGCAGACAGAAGCCCAGCUGCCUCGGCCGCCUCUUAAUUUGGGGAGUCGUUUUCCUCCCUCAGCUUUUCGGUGCGGCGGGGGAAGGACCCGUCAGAGCCCUGGCUGGUGCCUUCAGCAGCGGCUCCGUCGCGGUGCCGGUGGCCUCUUCCUCCUCCUCCUCCUGGCCUGGCCCCAGCGGCCGGGAUGCUCCUUGCUUCCUGCCAGCCCGCGCGCGGGGGCAUCGCCUGGCUCGGGGAGACGUGUCCCCUCCACCCCGGCCAGGCUUCCCAACAGCGAGCGUUAAGAGCUGCUGCUAAUUAUUUCAUUUUUAUUUUGCUACAGCUUUAAUAAUAAUAAUAAUAGUAGCAGCAAAGCAGCGCCUCCCUGCUUUCCCGUGCGAGCCGGCGCUGCUGGGUGACUCCCCGCCUGGCUACCGCUGCGUUUAGCGAGCUCCCACGGCGGCCGCCUUCAAAGCCGGUAGCGCAGAGGUGCUUUGCGCCCUGGUUUUCUUGCGCUCUGGGCCUAAGCUUGGCGCCCUCCCUGCCACCUCCCGCCCCAAGGGGCUCUUCGGGGUGCUCCUGGCGCAGCACCCGCCGGCGCCGAGCUCGGCGGGCCUGGGGUGCCCUCUGCUGACGCAUCCAUUAGUUAGGGGAAAAGCUUCGCAUAAAACAUUAUUAUUAUAUUUUUUUGGAGGGGGCAGAGGGUGGCCUUGGGGACGAUGCCCGAGCCCACGUCCUGGUGCUUUCCGGGGCGUCAUGCUGCCUGGACCCCCCCACCAUCGCCCUCCCCAGGGCCGGGGUGCCCGGCGCCUGGCCCCUGAGGCACGGUGCAUCACUCCCGAAGCGCAGCGAGGCUAUUUAUUAAUUACAGUACGACUUUUAUUAAUACUGGAAUCUUCACAGUGCAUUCGUUACUUGUAGCAGUGACUAUUUAAAUCAAGGGCUGGGUGGGAAACAGGGUAAUUGCCAUGAAGGAGGGGGGGGGGAAGAAAAAAAAAAAAGGAAAACCCCAAACCAAACCAAACCAACGACCCAAACAAGAAAAACAAAACAAAACGAAGGAAUAAAAGAAAGAAAAAGAAACGCAGACAAGGGAAUGGGAGGGAAGCAGAGGCAGAGACAGGUGCACUGAGGGGAAAAAAAUAAAUUAAAAAAAAAAGGAACCAGUUAACAACAGCACCAGAAAAGUUACUUCAGUCAAAAGACAUUUUUUUUCUUUUCCAAGGAGUUUUUUUGUUCUCUGUACAAAAUGAGAAAUAAACCCCCCAAAACCCCAAA